Dovyalis caffra is the source of this 1092-nucleotide messenger RNA. The record is from the annotation of a GenBank genome assembly. NCBI's taxonomy places the organism in Eukaryota, Viridiplantae, Streptophyta, Magnoliopsida, Malpighiales, Salicaceae.
AUGGCUCCAAGCUUUCUUGAUGGAAACUCACUGUUCAAUUUUGUUGUCAGAGAUGGCAAUGGUGUGAAGGGCAUGGUGGAUUUAGGUCUAUCAGAGGUACCAGAAAAAUAUGUGCAACCACCGAAAGAAAGAAUAGACAAGCUUAAUGCAAUCAUACAUGAUAACCCACCAAUUGAUUUGUCAAAGCUGGACGGACCUGACCAUGACCUUGUAGUGGACGAAAUUGCUAGAGCUGCUGAGACUUUGGGGUUCUUCCAAGUGGCGAACCAUGGUGUGCCGGUGGACGUGCUUGAGUCACUUAAGGAUGCUGCUAACCAUUUCUUUGGCCAACCUCCUGAAAAGAAGGCUGCCUACCGUGUCGGUGCGAGCCCUAGCCCAUCGGUGAAGUACGGUACAAGUUUUGUGCCAGAGAAAGAGAAGGCAUUAGAGUGGAAGGACUACAUUAGCAUGCUUUAUACCACCGAUGCUGAAGCUCAUGAAUAUUGGCCUAAAGAAUGCAAGGAUGUGGCACUCGAGUACCUAAGAACAUCAAUGAAGAUGGUGAGAAAACUUCUAAAAGUUUUAAUUGGGAAGCUUGGAGUGACAUUGGAUGAUUCAAACAUCGAUGGGCUAAUUGGUUUGAAGAUAGUCAACAUGAACUUCUAUCCAACAUGCCCUAAUCCAGAGCUCACUGUUGGUGUAGGGCGCCACUCGGACAUGGGCGUACUUACUGUAUUAUUGCAAGACGGCAUUGGUGGUCUAUAUGUUAAAAUGGAAGAAGAGAUAGAUGGCAAGAGAAAGGGGGAUUGGGUGGAGAUCCCUCCAGUUGCUGGUGCUUUGGUCAUCAAUGUUGGUGACACCUUGCAGAUACUAAGCAAUGGAAGGUACAAAAGUGCUGAACAUAGAGUGCGUACUACAAGCACUAAAUCAAGAGUGUCCAUCCCAAUCUUUACUAUCCCAAAACCAACAGAGAAGAUUGGACCAUUGCCUCAAGUAGUGGAGGGAGAUGGAGUUGCUCGUUACCGGGAGUUCGUCUUCCAAGAAUACAUGAAUAACUUCUUUAGCAAUGCUCAUGAUGGAAAGAAGUCUCUUGAUUUUGCAAAGAACAUAUAG